Psylliodes chrysocephalus is the source of this 243-nucleotide messenger RNA. The record is from the annotation of a GenBank genome assembly. NCBI's taxonomy places the organism in Eukaryota, Metazoa, Arthropoda, Insecta, Coleoptera, Chrysomelidae.
AUGUUGGCACCACUGUUGCAGUUGGUAUUUAUUUAUUACCAGCAUGACGCGUCUAGGUUAUUUAUCUUUUUUUUUUUGCGUUUAUUUUUCAUUUCUUUUCAAGCAGCGAUGAGGGAAGCAAGGCGGAGAACAACUGGAAAGUUUGAGUAUGGCAUCGGUUUUUAUCGAUGCAACAAGAUGAAUUACAGUGAUUUACACAUGUGGAUUUUGAUGCAACAAUGUGAGAGUAAUCCAGUGAUAUGA